Messenger RNA from Dicrocoelium dendriticum, 1281 nucleotides. NCBI's taxonomy places the organism in Eukaryota, Metazoa, Platyhelminthes, Trematoda, Plagiorchiida, Dicrocoeliidae. The record is from the annotation of a GenBank genome assembly.
UGCAACCCCACGACCUUGAAUCCAUUCAUGUCCUUCAACCUCGUGCACGUUUCCUCCGAUCUCUCAUGAUGGACACUGGAGAAAAAAGACCGAUGACAGAGCUGGAGCUCCUAAAGAUGCGGAUGCACAAGACCACUGAUGAGAGCCUCGAAAGUACCCGCCGCAUGGUGCAAUUGUGUGAUGAGAGUCAGAAAACGGGCGCGGCCACAAUGCAGCAGUUGCAGAGCCAGGGCGAACAAUUACGUGAGGUUGACCGAAAUAUGGACGAGAUUCAUCAUGAUUUGAGACAAGCUGAGCAGAAUUUGGAGGAGUUGGACAAGUGUUGCGGACUAUGUGUGCUUCCGUGGAAACGUUCCAAGAAGCAGAAAUCCGACCGAUAUUUUCAAAAACCUCCGCCGAACGCACAUCAACCUUAUUACAACACUUCCGUGGGGAAUGCUCGAACACCUGGUUUUCCGGCCGCUGGAAAUCCCGUUACUCCCAGUCAGGGGCCAUUUAUUAAACGCAUUCUGAAUGAUGAACGGGAGACCGAAAUAGAGACUAACCUGCAACAGGUGUCCAGCAUGGUCGGCGAGCUAAAGAACAUGGCAACUGAUAUGAACCAGGAGAUUAAGACGCACAAUGAGCUUUUGGAGCGUAUAGAUCGUAAAGCGGACGCCAACAAAGAUCGGUUAGCUGAUGCCCAAUAUCGAGCUGAGACAAUUCUUGGAAGGCCGACCGCUAAGCCAGAUGAAGGAUCUUCCAAAUUCAAUCUUGGUUUGUCAGCCGCUAAGCUCAUGAUGAAGUAGUAACCACCGUACCGGAGGAAUGCCAAGCACCAAUGUCUGUGUGUGCCUUUCGGACGCUGUGCCGGCUUGCAUCGCAUAUCAGAUCGUUUGGCGUGUUGCCGGACGGUUGCCAGAUUGUACUGUUCUGCUCAUAUCGUAUGCAUUAUGCACUUUCAAUUUCAUGUACCAUCGCAGCAGCCAAUUCUUUUUGUAUUCUGCUUUUGUGAUACUGCCGUCUCGUUUUUUUCUUUCAAUUUUUUGUCUAGUGCAUCUUUGUUAUUUCCUCCUCAAAUUUUCACUCGGUGACUUUACAUAUGACCCCUGUGUCCUCGCGCGUCUGUGUCAGAGUGCCUUUCAUCACAGAUUCACUUCGUCCUCAGCCUAAUUUGUUCCCCACUCACCUUCGUUGGUUCCCGCCGCCUCUUCCACCCCACCAUCAGAAACCCCUCCUUUCUGAUUGUUCCACCUUGUACCGUGUAGGGCGGCGCAUGCAAUACAAACUUUCCACGGUUGC